Molecule: messenger RNA, 375 nt
Organism: Eremomyces bilateralis CBS 781.70
Lineage: Eukaryota; Fungi; Ascomycota; Dothideomycetes; Eremomycetales; Eremomycetaceae
Exons: 2
Coding region: 1-375 (124 amino acids)
Source: RefSeq, a predicted model, not a curated record
AUGUCCUUCUCCCUGACUGUACUCGCUGCGCCCGAUGUCGAGACGUCAAGAAGGCAGCAUCAAAGCCGACGGAGCAUUCCCAACAGUGUGGACAGAUCCAUUUUCGUUCAGUAUACCUUGGAGAUGAUGAUAGAGCUGUCUAGGAUUGCCAAACGGCUCCGUACAUCCUGGCAAUUCAGAGUUGAUGGUAUUUCCGGUGCGCUUGGCAGCCAUGACGUUCAAGGAGUACUCGUUGUCUGGGAGUCCAGUCAGACAUUCGGGUUCCAACUCGCACUAGCAGACUUGUCCACGAUGACAAGGUUGUCUGGAUAUAUUCUGUCCAUGGGUUUCCAGACAAAUAUGCGCCAGAUUGCCGCAGCCUUCUCGUCCACAUAA